Messenger RNA from Polyodon spathula (Mississippi paddlefish), 618 nucleotides. Its product is annotated as keratin-associated protein 5-5-like. NCBI's taxonomy places the organism in Eukaryota, Metazoa, Chordata, Actinopteri, Acipenseriformes, Polyodontidae. The coding region runs from base 1 to 618 and encodes 205 amino acids. The transcript has 2 exons. The record is from RefSeq and is a predicted model, not a curated record.
AUGACAGAAGGGUUUAUAGGGCUGUUGGUACUCAAGGAAUCUUUUGGCUUCUCAACAGAGCUUGAAGCUGCUUCUGACUUGGGUGGAGUGGGGCUAGUUUGUGUGCUAGAGAGGGGUGUGCAAGGAGUGUGGGUCUGUGGAUGUGCUGCAAGGAGUGUUGGAGUGCUGCAAGGAGUGUGGGUGUGCUGCAAGGAGUGUUGGAGUGCUGCAAGGAGUGUGGUGUGCUGCAAGGAGUGUGGGUCUGUGGAUGUGCUGCAAGGAGUGUGGGUGUGCUGCAAGGAGUGUUGGAGUGCUGCAAGGAGUGUGGAUGUACUGCAAGGAGUGUGGGUGUGCUGCAAGGAGUGUGGAUGUGCUGCAAGGAGUGUGGGAGUGCUGCAAGGAGGUGUGCUGCAAGGAGUGUGGGAGUGCUGCAAGGAGGAGUGCUGCAAGGAGUGUGGAUGUGCUGCAAGGAGUGUUGGAGUGCUGCAAGGAGUGUGGGUGUGCUGCAAGGAGUGUUGGAGUGCUGCAAGGAGUGUGGAUGUGCUGCAAGGAGUGUGGGUGUGCUGCAAGGAGUGUUGGAGUGCUGCAAGGAGUGUGGAUGUGCUGCAAGGAGUGUUAGAGUGCUGCAAGGAGUGUUAG